UUUUGCAGUUUCAACAUAAUUUCCCUUCAUUCUGAGCUUAUUUUCUAGGAUAUGGGGGAACAAAAUAAAAUAUUAUCCCGUCCCAUUUUCCGCCGAGAUGUAAGCUGGGAUCCUUUCCCAAACUGGACGCAGCCGAGCCGAAUCUUUGCGCAGGAUUUUGGACUCCCUCCAUUCCUGGAACCCAGUGAUCUGGACUGGAUAGAGUGGUCAAAGAGGAGACUAGCAUCUUUCUCCUGGCCAGGGUACACACAAACUCCCCUUCUGCCUCCAUUCAUUGGUCAGCACCCUGCAGCGUUGAACCAAAAGGGUCUGAGACAACUGACAAGUGGAGUGUCAGAGAUCCGAACAGGGCAGGACAGCUGGAAGAUUAACCUGGACGUCAAUCACUUUUCGCCUGAGGAAAUUACAAUCACAACCAAGGAGGGUUAUUUGCAAAUAUCAGGAAAUCAUGAAGAAAAGCAGGAUGAGCAUGGCUCGGUGUCAAGGUGCUUCACCCGGAAAUACAAACUUCCACAGGGGGUGGACUCGCAGCACAUCAGUUCUUCUCUGUCUGGUGAUGGAGUUCUUUCCGUAGAGGCCCCUGCCCCCGGGACAUCCAUCAGCAUCCCAGCGAAUGAGAUUGUCAUACCUGUACAGAUCAGACAGACGCAGGAUGGUGAAAAGUGAGACCAGUAAGCAAGACUUUAAAACUACAAUCAGAUGCAGCAAGUUGUCUGUAGCAACCUUUAUGGUAUGGGCAUGAACAAGUUUGUUAUUUACUGUAACAACUAGCUUGUGUUCCUGCUAUGAGAUACUAAUACUGUAAUGCAUUGUCACCAGUCAUACACCACAAUACCAUGUCACAAUUACUUAAAAUGCAGACUCAUCAAUAUAACACAUAACCAAGUAUAUAACUGAACACAUAACUGAAAAUAAGGAAUUAAUUUAGCUUGUCAGC
Molecule: messenger RNA, 937 nt
Organism: Perca flavescens (yellow perch)
Lineage: Eukaryota; Metazoa; Chordata; Actinopteri; Perciformes; Percidae
Product: heat shock protein beta-1
Exons: 3
Coding region: 52-666 (204 amino acids)
Biological process (GO): protein refolding; negative regulation of apoptotic process; response to heat
Cellular component (GO): cytoplasm; nucleus
Source: RefSeq, a predicted model, not a curated record